Candoia aspera is the source of this 1483-nucleotide messenger RNA. RefSeq names its product exosome component 9 (gene EXOSC9). The transcript is spliced from 12 exons. Gene Ontology annotation, molecular function: mRNA 3'-UTR AU-rich region binding. The record is from RefSeq and is a predicted model, not a curated record. The coding region runs from base 73 to 1362 and encodes 429 amino acids. Gene Ontology annotation, cellular component: nuclear exosome (RNase complex); cytoplasmic exosome (RNase complex). Gene Ontology annotation, biological process: U5 snRNA 3'-end processing; nuclear mRNA surveillance; U1 snRNA 3'-end processing. Lineage: Eukaryota; Metazoa; Chordata; Lepidosauria; Squamata; Candoiidae.
AUGACGUUUACAAAACACAACGGGUAAGGGAAAGACGCGACCAUUUAAAGACGGGUCAAACCGGCAGCUGCUAUGAAGGAAACGCCACUCUCUAAUUGUGAGAAGCGGUUCUUGCUCCGGGCUAUCGAGGAGAGGAAGCGUCUGGAUGGGCGACAGUGCUAUGACUACAGAAACCUCCGCAUUUCCUUUGGUGUUGAUUAUGGCUGCUGUAUUGUGGAGCUUGGAAAAACUAGAGUUCUUGGGCAAGUGUCAUGUGAGCUUGUCUCCCCAAAGCCAAAUCGUGCAACAGAAGGCAUACUUUUCUUUAAUCUAGAACUGUCACCCAUGGCAUCACCAGCUUUUGAACCUGGAAGGCAAUCUGAACUGCUUGUAAAAGUGAAUCGGCUGUUAGAAAGAUGCCUAAGGAACUCCAAGUGUGUAGAUACUGAAUCUCUUUGUGUUGUUGCUGGUGAAAAGGUGUGGCAAAUUCGUGUGGACCUGCAUUUGCUGAAUCAUAAUGGAAACAUUAUUGAUGCUGCAAGUAUAGCAGCAAUAGUGGCAUUAUGCCACUUUCGGAGGCCUGAUGUGUCGGUGCAGGGAGAUGAAGUAACAUUGUAUACACCUGAAGAACGGGAUCCUGUCCCUCUGAGUAUCCACCACAUGCCUAUUUGUGUAAGCUUUGCUUUUUUCCAGCAAGGGACUUAUUUACUAGUGGAUCCCAGUGAACAGGAGGAACGUGUAAUGGAUGGCCUCCUUGUAAUAGCCAUGAAUAAACACCGUGAAAUCUGUACCAUUCAAUCCAGUGGUGGAAUUAUGCUGCUAAAAGAACAGGUUUUGAGAUGCAGCAAAAUAACAGGAGUCAAAGUAGCAGAAAUCACUGAGCUAAUUCAAAAAGCUUUGGAAAAUGAUCAAAAAGUUAGGAAAGAAGGUGGAAAAUUUGGAUUUGCAGAAUCUAUUCCUAAUGAAAGAAUAACAGCCUUUAAAAUAGAACAAGCCCCAGUCAAUACUAACGACGUACAAGAGCAAGCUGAAGAAAUAAUUGCCAAAGCAUUUCCUCCUCCGGAAGUCUUGUCCAAGCCAGUAUUAUGGGCAUCUGGCACAGCCCAGAUUGGAGAAGGACUUCAGAACUCAUGGGCAGAUUUUGAGGAAUCUGAAAUGGAAGAUGAAGAUGGCCAGGAUGAAUCUCUAACAGUAGAAGACCAAAAUAGAGAAAUGGGAGAUGUUCAUAUUGGAGCCAAAAAUCAAAAAGAAGCAAUCGUGUUAUCUGACAGUGAAGAGGAGGAUGUUGUUAUUCUAGAACCUGAAGUAACACCAAAGAAAAGAACAAAUCAGAAAUCAGAAACCACAAAACAGAGCCCAGCUGGCAAAAAGAAGAAAAAAUGAAGUUUGUUAAAAGUAAUGAAUCUUAUUUUUUUGUGUUACAUUAAACUUUUCUUGCUUAAAAGAAACACCAUUUGUAUUAUGCAGCUCCUAGGAGUAUAUGCCUUUGUAUAAAUAAUUUUCU